AUGGCUGUUGUAUCCAACUCUGGCAUUCUCUCAAAAUACCUCUCUCUCGCUCAACAUGAUAAAGUGCAGGCCGAAUACAUCUGGAUUGAUGCAAACAAUGGCUUGAGAUCCAAGACUCGUACGCUUGAUUUUGUGCCCAAAUCACCCUCCGAGUUACCUGAAUGGAACUUUGAUGGUUCAUCUACUGGACAAGCGGAAGGCCAUGACUCGGACGUCUUGAUUCAACCAGUGGCCAUCUUUGCUGAUCCCUUCCGUGGCGGUAACAACAAGCUGAUUUUAUGUGAGACUUUUAACAAUGAUGGUACGCCUCAUGCUACUAAUUAUCGUCAUACUUGUAAAAAGACUAUGGAGCUUCAUGCUGACAGCAAACCUUGGUUUGGUAUUGAGCAAGAAUACAUGCUGUUUGAUCCUGAGACUGCAAAGCCUUAUGGUUGGCCAAUGCAUGGUUUCCCUGAACCCCAGGGCAAGUACUAUUGUGGUGUUGGUGCAGGAAAAAUCUUUGGUCGUGAUAUUGUUGAAGCACAUUACAGAGCAUGUCUCUAUGCGGGUAUCAACAUUUCUGGCGUCAAUGCUGAAGUCGCUCCAGGUCAAUUUGAAUUCCAAGUAGGCCCUUGUCUUGGUAUUGAUAUGGGAGACCAUCUUUGGGUUGCUCGUUAUAUCCUUGAACGUGUAUCUGAAGAUUUCGGUAUUGUCGUGUCGAUUCAUCCCAAGCCCAUCAAAGGUGAUUGGAACGGUGCCGGAUGUCACACCAAUUUCUCUACGGAAGCCAUGCGUCAAGAAGGCGGUAUUGAAGCCAUUGAAAACUCUAUCAAGAAGCUGAGCCUCCGUCACGCAGAGCAUAUUGCAGUGUAUGGCGAAGACAAUGAUCAGCGUCUUACAGGCAGACAUGAGACGGGACACAUUAAUGAUUUCAGUUACGGUGUGGCUAACCGUGGUGCCUCUAUCCGUAUUCCUCGUCAUGUUGGUAUUGAGGGCAAAGGCUAUUACGAGGAUCGUCGUCCUGCUUCCAACAUUGACCCUUAUAGAGUUACCAACAUUAUUGUGGAAUCCACUUUCCUUCCUGAUGCUUAA
Mucor velutinosus is the source of this 1071-nucleotide messenger RNA. RefSeq names its product H(+)-transporting V0 sector ATPase subunit e (gene VMA9). Gene Ontology annotation, molecular function: glutamine synthetase activity. The transcript has 3 exons. The record is from RefSeq and is a predicted model, not a curated record. The coding region runs from base 1 to 1071 and encodes 356 amino acids. Gene Ontology annotation, cellular component: cytoplasm. Lineage: Eukaryota; Fungi; Mucoromycota; Mucoromycetes; Mucorales; Mucoraceae.